Molecule: messenger RNA, 3148 nt
Organism: Pangasianodon hypophthalmus (striped catfish)
Lineage: Eukaryota; Metazoa; Chordata; Actinopteri; Siluriformes; Pangasiidae
Gene: ppp2r3b
Product: protein phosphatase 2, regulatory subunit B'', beta
Exons: 13
Coding region: 776-2302 (508 amino acids)
Biological process (GO): protein dephosphorylation
Cellular component (GO): protein phosphatase type 2A complex
Molecular function (GO): calcium ion binding; protein phosphatase regulator activity
Source: RefSeq, a predicted model, not a curated record
AUAAGGUAUGGAAUUAGUGGAAGCCAUAGCCUUGGAAAGCAAAUUAAACAAGCUCUAUAGGAGCUAGUUUAUACAUGCAUGUUUUUUUAAUCUCUAUGUCAGACAUUUAAAUCCCCUGGCCAUGCUUUAAAAUGACAUUGUAUUGGUAUUGGUGCUAGUACAUAGCUGUACUGUGUUACUGUGAAUGAUGUUAAAGCCUUACACAUCAUAUAUAACAUGGAAAUUGGCAAUGGGUGAUUUAAACUUGAAGUGCCAACACUCAGACCACAGGGGCAGGUUUGUGUUUGUGUAAUGGAAGAAGCAGUGUAGCAAAUAAGCUUGUAGCCAUGAAUUAUCAUGUUGCAGUCCAUCAAAAGUGUGUCCUGUUAUUAUGGUACUCUGAUACAGGUUUGUCUUCUUGCAUAACCUUCUAUGAUAGUUGUGGAAUGCACACUGGAAAGGGCAGAUCCACCCCUUGCCUACUAUCUCCCUACACUCUCUCUCUCUCUCUCUCUGUCUCUCUCUCUCUCUCUCUCUCUCUCUCUUGUGCAUGGACACAAACACCAUCACCCUGUCGUCUGAGCAGUGGCUUUGCAGGACAAGGCUGUGGAACCUCAGAGUGCUGUGCUGGAUGUAUGGGACAGCGGGCAGUGUGGGGAGCAGGGCUGAGCGAAGCAGCUGCUGCUGGUCAUUAAGUGAGUUUGUGCUCUGCUGAAGGAGGACAGAGAGGUGUCCUGUGGUGAGACAGUCAGUGAGGAAGACCAUCAGCGGCCGUACUGUGUUGGCUGCUGGCAGCAUGAGGAUGAAGGAGCUGUCCCUGCGCCAGGAUCCUGACCUGAGGAAGGAGCUGGCACUGCUGGCCCGUGGCUGUGACUUUGUCCUGCCUUCACGCUUCAAGAAGAGGCUGAGAGCUUUUCAGCAAGGACAGGCUCAGCUUAAGAAAGAGGAGGCCGUUUCACCAGCUUUAAGCGAAAGCAUUCCGAAGUUCUAUUUCCCUCGAGGCCGGCCCAAAGCCAAUAUCAACAUUGACAAUCUCAUUUCCAAGAUAGAGAAAAUAUUUUCUCAGUUUCCCAGUGAAAGAGUCACUAUUGAGGAUAUGGGGAAGGUUGCCAAGGCCUGUGAAUGCCCACUCUACUGGAAGGCUCCAUUAUUCUUCGCUUCUGGGGGAGACAGGAGGGGAUAUGUGUCCGUUCACAAAUUUGUGGCAAUGUGGAGAAAAGUGCUGCAGACCUGUCAUGAUGAUGCAUCCAAAUUUCUUCACCUUCUGGCCAAGCCUGGCUGCCCUUAUUUGGAGCAAGAGGACUUUAUUCCAUUCCUGCAGGAUGUGGUGGAUUCGCAUGCAGGCCUUGCUUUUCUGAAGGAGGCCUCAGACUUUCACUCACGCUACAUUACCACAGUAAUUCAGAGGAUAUUUUAUAACGUCAACCGAUCAUGGACAGGAAAAAUAACGUGUUCGGAGCUUCGGAGAAGCAGUUUUCUUCAGAAUGUGGCACUACUGGAAGAGGAGGAGGAUGUUAACCAGCUGACUGAGUACUUUUCCUAUGAGCAUUUCUAUGUUAUCUACUGUAAAUUCUGGGAGCUGGACACUGACCACGAUCUGUACAUAGACCAGAGUGACAUGGCACGGCACAAUGAUCAAGCCAUCUCCCAUAGAAUGAUUGAAAGAAUAUUCUCAGGAACUGUAACAAGAGACAGGAAGGUUCAUAAAGAAGGCCGGUUGAGUUAUGCUGACUUUGUGUGGUUUCUUAUCUCAGAGGAAGACAAGAAGACUGAAACCAGCAUAGAGUACUGGUUCCGGUGUAUGGACCUGGAUGGCGACGGAGUUCUGUCCAUGUACGAGCUGCAGUACUUCUAUCAGGAGCAGUGUCAGAAGCUGGAGACCAUGGCCAUUGAACCACUGCCAUUUGAGGACUGUCUCUGCCAAAUGCUGGAUCUGGUCAGGCCUGAGACGCCAGGAAAGAUCACCCUCCGGGACUUGAAGAGAUGCAAGCUAGCUCAUAUAUUCUUCGACACUUUCUUCAAUAUUGAGAAAUAUCUGGAUCAUGAGCAAAGAGAUCCAUUCAUGGUGGCAAAGGAUGCUGAGAGUUUGGGACAGGACAUUUCAGACUGGGAAAGAUAUGCUGCAGAGGAGUAUGAUAUUUUGGUGGCUGAGGAGGCCGCCAAUGAGCAGUACAAUGAUGGCUAUGAGAACCCCCUGGUGCCAAUUGACUGCAUCUCCAGUGAGUUUGACCUGUGCAGUGAGAAGAGGCACUUGUUUGAGUUUGCUAAUCCUCACUGUAACCUGGACCUGGAUGAGUACAAAUACGCAGACGAUUUUGAAUGACAGCCACUUGCAGUGAUAUAAACGUCAUAACUAUCCACAGACACACAACACCUAGCAGAGCACAGCAAAACAGGCCUCGUGCGACUAACACCAUGCCCGUAGCCAUUCUGUAUAAAACACAUCAACACAGCCAUAUGCAUGAGCUUACAAGUUCAUGUCUGUGUUCUGACUGGCCAAAGAGUGUGUCCCAGGUUCUAGUUAAGACGAUACACCAAUAUCCUGGUGAAAAACAUGAAGAGGUACGCUUGUGCUCGCCCAGAACACCAGCAGUGUAGAAUCAGCUGUACAGAGCCUGACAGCUCCUACUGAGCUCUGUGCCUGAUCAGCACUGGAUGAGCACUAGGCCUGUCAGGCUCGUCUGACUGCACAGGAACCAAACGACAGGUUAUCGAAGAACAUUUGAAAUGCUCAAUGUGCUCCAAGUGUAGAAUAUUUAACACACAAUUGGCAAGUGUUACAUUCCACAAAUUAACCAAAGUGACUUCAGACUUGAGCUUGAUUUUAUGGAUGGUGUAUUUCUAAUAACGCUGUGUGUAGGUGUCUGAAAUGCCUCACACUCAGAGCUCCUUGAGGGGAAAAACUGUUUUUACAAAUACUGUGCCUGCUGUCAGCCUCUACUUUGCUGUUUCACAGAUAUGAACAUUGUUUUAAAUUAUAGAUUUAUUUAUAAAUAUUUGUACAUAUUUAUUUGGUGUUUGCUGUGUUUUGUUGAAAAAGUGUUAAGAUAUAUCUGAAUUUUAAAUAAAUCUUGUUCUUUUUCUAUAAAAGUACCUUGAACAAUGUACUUUCAGAAUGAAAAAGUAAGCCAUUUUUUAUGAGUUUAAUAAAGUAUUAUACCUUCAUUCA